This is a messenger RNA of Solea senegalensis (Senegalese sole), 1130 nucleotides long. It is a transcript of the gene rbp4, whose product is annotated as retinol binding protein 4, plasma. Gene Ontology annotation, biological process: retinol transport. NCBI's taxonomy places the organism in Eukaryota, Metazoa, Chordata, Actinopteri, Pleuronectiformes, Soleidae. Gene Ontology annotation, molecular function: retinol transmembrane transporter activity; retinol binding. Bases 88 to 714 code for a protein of 208 amino acids. The record is from RefSeq and is a predicted model, not a curated record. The transcript has 6 exons.
CACGAAGCGAGUGUAUAAAAAGGCCCAAACCAAAAAAACUGCACAGAACACUCGAGGAUUUCUGUGAGCUGCUGUUUGGUAACAAGAAUGCUGCGGUUCAUUGUAGCCCUCUGUCUCCUGGCCGUGUCCUGGGCACAGGACUGCGAGGUGGCCAACAUUCAGGUUAUGCAGAACUUCAACAAGACCAGGUAUACAGGGACGUGGUACGCUGUUGGGAAGAAGGACCCAGAGGGUUUGUUCUUACUCGACAACAUUGUGGCUAACUUUGAAAUCAAAGAAGACGGCUCAAUGACUGCCACUGCCAGGGGAAGAGUAAUUAUCUUUAACCACUGGGAGGUCUGCGCUGACAUGUUUGCCACCUUUGAAGAGACACCUGACCCUGCCAAGUUCAGAAUGAAGUACUGGGGAGCCUCUGCUAUGCUGCAGACUGGAGACGAUGACCACUGGGUGAUCGCCACCGACUACGAUAACUACGCCAUCCAGUACUCGUGCAGAAGGAGAAACGAAUGGGAUGGCACCUGUGAGGACAGCUACUCCUUCAUUUUCUCCCGUCAUAUCACUGGUCUGAGGCCAGAGGACCAGGCGAUGGUCGUCCAUAAGAAGAGGGAGAUCUGCUUACUGGGCAAAUACAGACAGGUUUCGCAUACGCUGGGCAAGUGUGAGGCUCUCACACCCAUCGACUCAAUCAAUGGGGGAGAAUUUGCCGGGUUGUAGAUCUGUCACUGUGAAAACUCUCUCGCAGACUUUGAGCCCUUCAUGCGCACUUUGUGUGAGCUGGCAUUUCUGUGGACUUUGACAAAGGGGGAACUACUCACAGUGCAUAGGGUUUGGAUAAACAAACAAACAGAAUGAAGAGUUGAAAAAAUGCAUGGAAGAAGCAACCAACCCCCGUUGUCGACAUUUCAAGAAAAAAAAAUGACAUUUUCACUUAAUCUGGAGAAUUUCUGUUAAGUUUUACAUAAUGAUAAUGUUUUUCAGCUCCUCUUCAGUAGAACAUAUGUCAAUUUUGUGAAUUAUGUUCCAACAUGGAGGGAAAUAAAUGUCACAUAUGACACCAGUGUGUUUGAUUGCUCCAGUGUAAUGUAAGUAGAAGCUCACUGUCGAUGCUUGAAGUAAAAGAGUUUCUGUGA